AGACUUUACUUCUGUGUUCACAACUCCGUGGGUUGCAUUUGAAAGAUGUCUGCAGGCAAACAGGGAGACACUUUGUGCUUCUUUAUCAACGGGAAAAAGGUGACGGAGGACGAUGCGGAUCCUGAGACGAUGCUGCUGUCCUUCCUCAGAGAGAAGCCCACUACUCGGCCAACGCCUGCCUGCUGCCGCUCUGCCAGCUGCAUGGAGCCGCCGUCACCACGGUGGAGGGGAUCGGCAGCACCAAGACCACCACGCACCCGGUCCAGGUCUCACAACUAAUCAGCUCUGGCUCUGUUUAUUUAACAACCUGUCGAUCUGGUCUCUUAUCAAACACACAAGUGAUCUGUUGACACUGCAGGAGCGAAUCGCCAAGGCUCACGGAUCCCAGUGUGGCUUCUGCACUCCGGGGAUGGUGAUGUCUAUGUACGCUCUGCUGAGGAACAAACCUCAGCCAACCAUGGAGGACAUCACACAGGCUCUGGCUGGUAAUCUGUGUCGUUGCACCGGAUAUCGGCCGAUUGUUGAUGGCUGCAGGACCUUCUGUCAGGAAGCCAACUGCUGCCAGGCGAAUGGAGACGCAAACUGUUGCCGCAACGGAGACGGAAACCCUGAAAAACCCGAGGAGGAAAAGCCACGGCUGUUUGAGAAAGAAGAGUUUCUGCCGUUGGACCCGACGCAGGAGCUGAUCUUCCCUCCAGAACUGAUUCUGAUGGCGGAGACAGCGAACCCAGAAACGCUCACCUUCUACGGGGAGAGGACGACCUGGGUGUCCCCCACCUCUCUGGAGGAGCUGGUCCAGCUGAAGGCCAAACACCCCAAAGCUCCACUGGUGAUGGGCAACACCAACAUAGGUCCAGACAUCAAGUUCAAAGGCGUCCUGCAUCCGCUGAUCAUCUCUCCAAGCAGAGUGAAGGAGCUGUUUGAGGUCUCUGAGACACCUCAGGGUGUUUGGGUCGGUGCCGGCUGCAGUCUGUCCGAGGUUCGUUCUCUGCUGGAGAAGCUGGUUCCUCAGUUCCCAGAGGAGAAGACGGAGCUGCUCAGAUCCCUGAACCAGCAGCUGGGGAACCUGGGAAACCAGCAGAUCCGAAAUGUUGCUUCUCUCGGAGGGAACAUUGUGAGCGCUUAUCCCAACUCAGACCUGAACCCUGUUCUUGCUGCCGGCAACUGCAAAGUCAGCGUCAUCUCCAGCGGAGGAAGACGAGAGGUUCCCCUGAAUCAAGACUUCUUCAUGGGCUUUGGAAAAACCAUCCUGAACCCUGAAGAGAUUGUCGUGUCGGUUUUCAUCCCGUUCACCAGAAAGGGGGAGUUUGUUCGAGCUUUCCGCCAGGCGCCGAGGAAGGAGGCGUCCUUCGCCACCGUGUCGACGGGGAUGAGGGUGUUUUUCUCGGAGGGAUCCAGAGUGGUUCAGGAUGUCAGUUUAUACUACGGAGGAAUGGGUCCGACCACCGUUAGCGCCGCCAAAACCUGCACAGCCAUCGUUGCAAAGCCGUGGGAUGAUGAAACCCUCAGCAAAGCUUAUGACAUCAUUCUGGAUGAGCUGGUUCUGCCUCCAUCGGCUCCUGGAGGUAAAGUUGAGUUUCGUCGCUCCUUGACUCUCAGCCUCCUCUUCAAGUUCCACCUGGAGGUCCUGCAGAAGCUUAGAGACACGAAUGUGAUCAAAGACGAGGUGCCGGAGAAGAUUUGGCCGUUACCCAGAGAAAUACAGCCCAGCCUGCAGGAGUUCCAGGCUGUGUCAAAGGACCAGAGCGCCCAGGACCCGGUGGGACGUCCCAUCAUGCAUCGCUCUGCCGUCGGCCACGCCACCGGCGAGGCCGUCUACUGCGACGACAUCCCCAAAACAGACGGGGAGCUUUUCCUGGGACUCGUCACCAGCUCUCGAGCACACGCUAAGAUCACAGCCGUGGAUGUCAGUCAGGCCCUGCAGCUUCCCGGUGUGGUCGACGUCGUCACAGCCCACGAUAUUCCUGGGAUGAAAUUCCGGCCAAUGUCUGGUCAGGAGGAGGAGCUGAUGGCUGAGACCGAGGUUUCUUGCAUCGGUCAGAUAAUUUGUGCAGUCGUCGCUGAUUCCAGGGUUCACGCUAAACGAGGAGUUGCGGCCGUGAAGAUCAGCUACGAAGACCUGCCAGAUCCCAUUUUCACCAUAGAGGAAGCCAUCGAAAAGUCGUCUUAUUAUGAGCCUCGGCGGUUGAUCGAGCGAGGGAACGUGACCGAAGCUUUUGAAAAAGUUGAUCAGAUUUACGAAGGCGAGAUGCGAAUGGGAGGCCAGGAGCAUUUCUACAUGGAGACUCAGAGCAUGCUGGUUGUUCCUGUGGGCGAGGAGAUGGAGUUCGAUGUUUACGUGUCCACUCAGUCGCCCAGUGCUAUUCAGGAGGCAGUAGCAGAGACGUUGGGCAUCUCGUCCAACAGAGUCACUUGUCAUGUUAAAAGAAUCGGCGGCGCUUUCGGAGGGAAAGUCACCAAAACCAGCCACUUGGUUUCUAUCACCUCUGUGGCUGCUUUGAAGACCAAUCGUGCCGUCCGCUGUGUCCUGGAGCGAGGCGAUGACAUGUUGAUCACAGGAGGCCGACAUCCCAUCAUGGCAAGAUACAAGGUGGGCUUCAUGAAUGACGGCAGGAUUGUGGCUGCAGAUAUGGAGUACUUCACCAACGCUGGCAACACUAUAGACGAAUCUGUUUUGGUCGUCGAGAAGAUGCUGGUUCACAUGGACAACGUUUACAACAUCCCCAACCUGCGAGGACGUGGUGCCGCCUGCAGGACCAACCUGCCCUCCAACACCGCCUUCAGAGGCUUCGGCGUGCCUCAGGGCCUCUUGAUGGUGGAGAACAUGGUCAAUGACGUGGCAGCGGUGCUGGGACGCCCCGCGGACGAGAUCCAUGAGAUCAACAUGUACAGGGGCCCGUCAGUCACCCACUACAAGCUGGAGUUCAGCCCCGAGAACUUUCUGCGCUGCUGGGACGAGUGUAAGCUCAAGUGUGACUACAGCGCCAGACGUAAAGCCGUCGACCAGUUCAACCAGCAGAGUCGUUGGAAGAAGAGAGGGAUGUCCAUCAUUCCCAUCAAAUACGGCGUCGCCUUCGCAGAGAGCUUCCUCAAUCAGGCUGCAGCUCUGGUCCACAUCUACAAAGACGGUUCUGUUCUGGUCACUCAUGGAGGGACGGAGAUGGGUCAGGGAAUCCACACUAAGAUGCAGCAGGUUGCCAGUCGUGAGCUUCACAUCCCGACCUGGAAGAUCUACAUCAGUGAAACCAGCACCAACACCGUCCCCAACACCUGCCCGUCUGCUGCUUCCUUUGGCACUGACGCCAACGGCAUGGCGGUCAAGAAUGCCUGUGAGAUUCUGUACCAGCGGCUGGAACCUGUGAGGAAGAAGAACCCCAAUGGAACCUGGGAGAGUUGGGUGGCCGCAGCAUUCUUUGGGAAGAUCAGUUUGUCAGCCACUGGAUAUUUCAGAGGUGAGGACCUUUACAUGGACUGGGAGAAGAUGGAGGGUCGACCCGGCGCCUACUUCACGUUCGGAGUCUCUUGCAGCGAGGUGGAGCUGGACUGCCUCACUGGAGACUACCGGACGUUGAGGACGGACAUCAUGGUGGACAUUGGCAGGAGCGUGAACCCGUCUGUGGACAUCGGACAGAUUGAAGGAGCGUUCAUGCAGGGUUUGGGUCUCUACACUCUGGAGGAGUUGAAGUUUUCCCCUUCUGGGCUUCUGUACACUCGAGGUCCGUCUCAGUACAAGAUCCCUGCGGUCUGCGACGUUCCGCUUCGAUUCAACGUUUACCUGCUGCCGGACAGCGACAACCCUCACGCCAUCUACUCCUCCAAGGGUAUCGGAGAACCCGUCGUCUUCUUGGGCAGUUCGGUGUUCUUUGCCAUCAAAGACGCCGUGGCUGCAGCUCGCUCCGACUCCGGUCUGGUCGGUCCGUUUACUUUCAGCAGUCCUGCGACACCGGAGAGAGCCUGUCUGGCCUGCAACUCCCAGUUCACGCAGAAGAUUCCGACCAGCAAACCGGGAUCUUUCAAACCGUGGGCCUUAAACAUCUGAAACUGAAGUCAAACUAUAACCACGAUUAAUCAAAAGUUAUCUUACCAAUACUCACACUACUAGUAUAAACCUUCUUUACCUGCAAAUGAUCGACAAACAUGAAACUUACGACUGAAAUCACGGUGCUUAUUGAUCGUCAAUGAUAUAAAAUGUGAAAUUAAUGCACUACGACCACUUGAUUUUACAGCUUUUUUUUGUAGCGUCACUGUUUCUGCAGCAACUAAACAAAUAUAUAAACAGAUCAAAUAAAUGCAGUGUUUCAUCUCAGUUUAUUUAAUGACAGAUACAGAUUCACAGCAGAAGCUAAAGUCAUGAAAACAGCAGGAAUGUUUGCUAAACUAACGCAGAUUUGUCUUCUUGUGGACUGAGGCUGAUCAAACGUCGAUGCGCCACACGGCUGCAGAGUCACCUGUUGGAGAGGAAACCUGCAGGAAGAGAAGAAGAAGAAGAAAAUAUAACCCAGCCUUCAAGGUGUUUGACAUGAGGUUAGAAAAGGCAAAUAAGGAGACGGUUCUGGGUGAAACUUGCAUCAUUAUUGGUGUGUUGUUUGAAGUUAAAAAUGGAUGAACUCAGUGAAAAGUUGCAGAAAAAAAUUACAAUUUAUUCUCUAAAUUAACUGAUAAAUCUAUAAAUUGUUGAAAAAUAGUGUAAAAAUUACAUUUUUUUUAGUUUACAAUGGUCUUAAAGAUUAAGCCGCUCUUGUUAAUGUCACAUUUCCAUGUUUAAGAAACUGAAAUCUGACAAUAUUUGACAUUUAUACCUUUAUAUUCCUUUUCCAAAACUUUGAAUAUCCUGACAAUUUAUUUUUUUUUUUUUUUUGGUAAUUUAAUUCUGAAACAUAAACUUUCAAAUAUUACGUAAUUAUUAACAAGUGGAAUUAUUUACAUGAAA
Molecule: messenger RNA, 4930 nt
Organism: Amphiprion ocellaris (clown anemonefish)
Lineage: Eukaryota; Metazoa; Chordata; Actinopteri; Pomacentridae
Gene: aox6
Product: aldehyde oxidase 6
Exons: 34
Coding region: 113-4039 (1308 amino acids)
Molecular function (GO): iron ion binding; molybdopterin cofactor binding; FAD binding
Source: RefSeq, a predicted model, not a curated record